CCGCAGCCUAUGAUUGUACUGUAAAUACUAUGAGCUCUGCCUCCUUCACCUCUUGCUUCUGCAGCGAUGAAACAGAGGAGACAAUCCAGACAAACCUUGUGGAUGUGCCAUAAAACCGUUUGUUAGAGAGCUGAGAUAUUUAUUCUGUAGUUAGUUAGCCUUGGUGAGCGAAGAUACGAAGCUAUAUCUGCGUGUGAGAGGAGAAACCUGAGCCAAAGGGGGGUUUGUGUCGGCCCACUGCAGUGUGAAUCACCGCAGACUCGCCCCACCGCUGGUUCAUCAUCAUCAUCGACGACAUUUGCCCAUCGACAUCCUCUCGGAGGCAGAUAACAACGGGGAAAGGUGUUUGACCCUCUGCCGCAGCUCCAAAGGUGCGCUGCUUGGCAACGGCUUGCUAAAUAAUGAGCCAAAGGGACACACUGGUUCAUUUGUUCGCUGGAGGAUGUGGUGGCACAGUGGGCGCAAUUUUGACUUGUCCUCUGGAGGUUGUGAAGACCAGACUUCAGUCCUCGUCCAUCACUCUCUACAUCUCUGAAGUCCAGCUCAACACCGUCAAUGGAACCAGUGUGGCCCGUGUCGCUCCACCAGGGCCUCUGCACUGUCUCAAGUUAAUUCUAGAGAGAGAGGGACCCCGUUCACUCUUCAGAGGACUUGGACCCAAUCUUGUGGGUGUGGCACCUUCCAGGGCGAUCUACUUUGCGGCCUAUUCAACAGCCAAGGAGAAGCUGAAUGGCGUGCUGGAGCCAGACUCUACCCAAGUGCACAUGGUGUCGGCUGGGCUGGCAGGGUUCACCGCCAUCACAGCCACCAAUCCCAUCUGGCUGAUUAAGACCCGUCUGCAGCUGGAAACCAGAACCCGGGGCCAGCGGCGAAUGAAUGCAUUUGAGUGCGUGCGGCGGGUGUACCAGAUGGACGGCCUGCGAGGUUUCUACAGGGGCAUGUCGGCCUCGUACGCCGGCAUCUCUGAGACUGUCAUCCAUUUUGUCAUCUACGAGAGCAUCAAACGUAAACUGCUGGAGUCCAAGGCCCACGCCAGCAUGGACGAAGAGGAAGAGUCUGUCAAGGAUGCCUCAGACUUUGUGGGCAUGAUGCUCGCAGCGGCCACCUCCAAGACCUGUGCCACCUCCAUCGCCUACCCUCAUGAGGUGAUCCGCACACGGCUACGAGAGGAAGGCAGCAAGUAUCGCUCUUUCUUCCAAACGCUGCUGACGGUACCCAGGGAGGAGGGAUACCGGGCGCUGUACCGCGGCCUAACCACCCACCUCGUCAGACAGAUCCCCAACACCGCCAUCAUGAUGUGCACCUACGAAGUGGUGAUCUACCUGUUCGGCCGUUAGCCCACCAGCUGUGUCUCCUUCCUGUUUAAAGAGGGAGCAAAUGACUGAGAAGGAAGCUGUUUGGCGAGGGAGCGCAAGGACAAAAUGUCAAAAUGAAGACCAAAGGAAAACCGAAAAAUACUCUAAUGGACCAGAAGAGGAAGAACGGACAAAAGAUGAAGAAAUAGGAGGGAGGAAAGCCCUUUGUUACCAUAUCAGCAUCAUCACCUCCAGUUCCCUUUAUCAGAUUGAACAGAUAGAGGGCGCUACAGUUCACAGAAGAGCGAGAGAAAGGAGGCACUGACAGGAAAGACACAGAAAGAGUUUGGCACCUGUUAAACUAACGGUACCUCCUGAAGGAAAAGAUUUUAAGCACAACUCAGUGGCCUUAACGGAAAGGGUUUUAGUUUUGUGUGAAGAGUGAAAAACGGCCUUUGUCACUGUCGGAUAGAGAUCAUAUUGUUAAAAGGGGGAAUGCUUGGAGGCAACUGAUUUUGACAGGAGAGAUGAGAAUUAAAUGUAGAUCAAUUUCACUCUACUUGGCACUAUUUGUCUGCACUGAUGUUGCUUCAGUGCUGUGAGACUACUGUACCAUCAGAUGACAGGAAUGUUAAUUUAAAAGCAGAAUGUCAGAAGGAAGUUGAAACUAAGACAUCAGUCUGUUUUGAAGUCAACUGAACCGCACAGCUUUGCACUACAGAAAGUGUUGCUUCAAGCAUUCCCCUCUGAACAUCCCCCCCCCCACAAUGGCCUGAAGUUCAUAGAGAUCUAAGUGUGCUAACCGACCACACAAGAAAAUACAAUGAUGAGCUUGUGACGGCCUGUCAGUCAUGCCCCAGAAACCAGCUUGUGUUUAUAUAGAGUAGGUUGAAAAGCUGACAUUCAGUGUUUUAUUCCUCUAUAACUCGGUGCCUGGUGGUGACACGCUGCGGGCGAAGUUGACCUUCUGUGUUUCUCUUUUUUAAAACCAAAAUAAGAUUGGUAUACAAGGGCCAACUUCUGCCUGCAACCCAGUCACCGCUCAGGACUUUAAAAAUCUUGUGUGAAAACAUGAGACCAACGUGUCCUUUUUUUUUUUUUGAGAUGUGAAGUGUGAUUGUCCAAAAAGUUACCGAGACUUAUCUACUAUUGGAGUGCCACUACUUGAAUAUAAUGUGAUGGUGUGGGGAAAUGUUGGGAGUGGGAGAAUGUUGAAGGACUUUCAUUAUCACAUCAUAACCUAUGUGUGUGUGUGUGUGUGUGUGUGUGUGUGUGUGAGAGUGUGUGUGUGUGUGUGCGUCUAACAUGUUGGUCACCUUCACCAUGAUGAUCUAACCAUGUUCAAGAAUGUGUUUGUGCAUCUGCGGUCAUGUGUGCCUGCAUGUCUAAUUACUAUCUACUCCAGAUUUCCCUCCACUAACUAUUAAUCUUGCAAGACACUGUGGUUGGGAGUGUGGAAAAGCUCCAUACUGGCAGCUUUCAUUCCCACUCUCAAUGCCUGUCCUUCCUUCCAGUGGCUUCCAACUGACCUGAUAACAUGCACUUUUGUGGCCUUUUCGGGCUUGUGCUUUGCAUUUUAUUGUGUGGACAGUUUGAACUUGUACAUUGUAAAAGAAAAAAAUAGUAUUACUGUAUAUCAAAAUGGUAUUUUGCGCAACUGUUCUUAUAGCAGAUAUAUUGUACAGUUUAGAGUUCUCAGUAGUUGUGAAGGAUGUCCAAAUGUGUGUAUAUAAUAUAGAUACUGUAUAUGCAUAUCAUUUAUUGUUUAUGUUCUUAGGCCCAUCAUGCUGUAGUUUGCAUUUGCAAUUUCAUUUUUGUGCAAUUUAACCUUGUUUGACAUUGACUGUUGACAUGAAUAUUGAUAUUGCUUGACUGAUUUUUUUCUUACAGUAUAAACUGUGAGUUUAUGUGUAUGUUGCUGUAAGCCGUCAUUUUUCUGUGCUAACACUAAGGCUAACAAAUGCUGCAGGACAAAUACUUUAACGUGAGCAUUUGUGCCGCAGCGUCGGUUGGUUGGUUAGUCGUUUUACCGCGUUCAUAAAAAGUGUUCCAUUUUGCAAAGUUUGGAUGUUUCAUUGGUAAUGUUUACAUCGUUCAUUACUCUCUGUCAGAGUUUAGGUUCUCUUAGCAAAAUGUUUUGAAUUUGAAGAUGGAAGUAUUUAAAUGUGAGAGUUCAACAACUGGAAUUAUCUUUUUACAACACCGAACAGAGUUGGGAUUAUUGAAAACAAAGAAAAUGCUAUCUGUUACUGAAGAGGGUUGUUGGUAAAAACAGUCAAUUUACUACUUUUUAAACGAUCAGUUCAAUAUACAGUAGCAUACAUAAAGAAUCUUUUGGGAAAAUUUGGUACACAAGUUUGUUUCAAAUUAAAUCAAAGCACCUUAUCAAAUUUGACCUUAACAACUUUUAUAUUAUUAAUAAUCAAAACAUCCUUUUACAUGACAUUUAAAACUUCUGAGCAUAGAAAAGCCCUCUCUUAGCAGCCGCUGUGGUCUCGGUGCACACUCAUUCUCCACAUGGAAAUGAUAAAGUCUUCACAGUUUCCAUGUUGAAACAAAAGUAUUGUGUUUAUUUCACCAAUUACAGUGAAUCUGGUGCGUUCAUGCGUGCUGCUCUUGAACGCUCUCAUUUUCCCCCCUUGUUGCAACCUCAUUUCAGAGGCAAACCGAAGCCUGUGUUGUAACGUGUAAUAGUUAUUGAUUUCCAAGUCUCCAUUGACAUGUUGCUAGCCCAUAGUUGCUGUCGGUGCUUGGAAAAAAAAACUUGCUGACUCAUUUUAACGUCCAUGUUUUCCUGUAAAACACUAAUCGCUUUUAUGUCUUUUGGCUCCAUUGCAGCAAUACAUGAGGUCAAAUUACCAAAAUGUGAAGACAACUGGACAAACAGUGCAAACAUUUCACUUUAUUUUGUACCUCUCGUUUCAGCGUUUGUAUGCAAUUCCAUAUCUUUGUCCUGUAUGCUUGGACAGGAUGCUGCCUCAUGCAGGGUUGAAUGAAACCUGGAAGAUUGGUUUUUGUCAGCUCAAUCGUUGAUGUAUUUUUGUUUGUUUGUUUUUUAAACACAAAAGUAAAUAAAAAUCCACUUGCAACUAAAA
Sebastes umbrosus (honeycomb rockfish) is the source of this 4390-nucleotide messenger RNA. It is a transcript of the gene slc25a36a, whose product is annotated as solute carrier family 25 member 36a. Gene Ontology annotation, molecular function: pyrimidine nucleotide transmembrane transporter activity. Gene Ontology annotation, biological process: pyrimidine nucleotide import into mitochondrion. Lineage: Eukaryota; Metazoa; Chordata; Actinopteri; Perciformes; Sebastidae. The transcript is spliced from 7 exons. The record is from RefSeq and is a predicted model, not a curated record. Gene Ontology annotation, cellular component: mitochondrion. The coding region runs from base 402 to 1337 and encodes 311 amino acids.